This is a messenger RNA of Diachasmimorpha longicaudata, 6816 nucleotides long. RefSeq lists its product as uncharacterized. The coding region runs from base 380 to 4420 and encodes 1346 amino acids. The transcript has 12 exons. NCBI's taxonomy places the organism in Eukaryota, Metazoa, Arthropoda, Insecta, Hymenoptera, Braconidae. The record is from RefSeq and is a predicted model, not a curated record.
GUCAGUUGAUCACGAGUGAAGGUUAGGAGCAGUUCAGGUAGUCUAGGAUGGUCGAUGAAAGUUACUCUUUUCUGUGAUUUAAAGUUGAAGGAAUUUCAUUAGCUCCUCCCUAGAUGUUGAUAAUUGAUAUAUCAGUGAAGUGUUAACAAAUCGUUGUGGCACUUUCUCGAGGUGUAAUAUACCCAGCGCCACUUGUGACUCGGGAAGUUUCUUUGGCGCAAAAAGAAAGGGAAAAAAAUAUCAAGGGGCCUCCACUUGGCAGCUUUCAGUGACGAUUUUAUUGCCAAAAUAUGCGUAGAACUGUCGAUUUUGUAGAUAGGUGUACUUGUUGUUGAUUAACUGAAACAUCACCUUUUACUAGUCACUUGGUGAUGAUACAAUGGUCUCAAUCAUCAAAAAUCAGCUGCUCAAGCAUCUGUCAAGAUUUACGAAGAACCUAUCAGCUGAUAAAAUAAACUUGAGUACACUGCGAGGAGAGGGCGAACUAACGAACUUGGAGUUAGACGAGGCGGUUCUGACUGAUCUACUGGAGUUACCAUCCUGGCUUAAAUUGACAAGUGCUUGGUGCAACAAAGUUAAUCUACGUGUACAAUGGACCAAGCUCAAGAGUGUUCCUAUAUUUUUGCAUCUAGAUGAAGUGCAUAUCGAAUUGGUCACUUGCGAGGAUUUGCGAAGCCCAACAUCACCAAGCAAUGCAACUGCCUUUCCAGGAGCUACCAAAUAUUCGUUUAUUCAUAAAGUCAUCGAUGGCAUCACCAUUGCAGUUAACACUGUUACUGUCACGUUUAGGAGUCCUGCUUUUAUCGCAAAUGUUCAGAUUGCAAGAAUAACAGUUGAGUCAAAAUCGCCGGCCUGGCAGCGUUGUGAUUUGAGAAUGACAAGACUUAAAGACACUGAUAGAGGACAACUACUUAUAUUCAAAGAAAUGGAAUGGCAGACUGUUAGAAUAGAAGCACAAAGUACAAAAGACAAAGACUUGACCCCUCUACGUUUGUUAACUAAUCAAGCUAGAUGCCGUAUUACUAUUAAGAAGAGAUUGUCUGACUGUUUCGUUUUGGGAUCACGUUUGGUCCUUAUUCUCGAUGAUCUACUGUGGGUCCUCACUGAUUCACAGCUUAAGGCUGCAUUACGAUUCAUUGACUCGCUAGGUGGGCUCAUUGAGAGGGCAACGAUGUUGGAGAGGAAAGUUAAAGCAGCGAGAAAGCUUGAGCUUCUACCAGAGUAUCAAGCUCAAGUAUCGCAACAGGCAAGAAGUAAAAUCCAGUGUAAUACCGCAAUAUCUAAGAUAUUUAUGAGAUACGAUGUCGUUGAAACCUGUUACCACUUUCUAUGUCAGAGGAUUGAUCUCCACUUGUGCGAUGAUCCUGGCCCUGGACGAUCGUCUCACCCCGAAUUGCAGGGUGGCGGGGCUCUUCAGAUAUCUCUGGUUAAAUUCCAGAUAGACUAUUAUCCUUACCAUUUGGCUAUGGCUGAUCGAAAGCACUGGGCUAAAUACAAGGAGAAUGCAACGCCUCAUGCUCAGUGGCUUCAGCAGUCCCUCAAUGCAUUUCGUGGACAGUUUAUGGAUCUCAUCGAUAUUGGGCAGAGCCAUGGGACAUCUGCACGCAGCAAUACGGAUCAAAGUGGUGAGCAAAAACAAGCAUGGGAUGAACAACGAAAGAGUGUGGAUCAGCAAAGUCCAUUAGUGACGUCAGAGACGAAAAAAGCUCACACCAGUGGCAACGUAGUUAAAAAUUUCGUUCUCGAACAAUUAUCGACUCUCAUGACAUCGUGCAUUGUCAUCAGAAUAAAUGAUUUUACAGUAUACAAAGUGACAACAUCAUCUCGAAAACCUACCAUCAAGGAAUUCAUAACAGCCCAAACGAGGAAGAAGCAUAUGACAGGGGAUCGAGAUAAAUUCUGUUUACCCGAUGAUGUUACCAUUAUUCAUGCUGAGUUUACUUAUUAUUACUAUCCUGGGGAUAUCUCAUUUCCAUUACCACCACCGAAAUUCUACGUACAGGCGAACCCGCUGCAAAUAAACUACGACGUGUACAGUUGUCUGUGGUUCAACUCAUUUGCAUUGAACCUGUAUCAGUCCCUCCUAAGUGCUGAAAAUAAGAUGGAAGACACUGAUGUAAUGUAUUUUGAUGUCAAACUGGAGGCCAUAUUACCACGAAUAGUUCUGGAAGCUCAGCAUGAUUAUCCAAACCAAAGAGACAGACCCAAAUCCCUUCACGUUCAAAUUUCAAGAGUGUCGGUAACGAAUGUGCGAUCAACAGAGAGAUCAUCGCGAGCUGAUUUAGCUGAGUGUUUAAAUGCUUUUCAAAUGGGCCAAAUGUUCUUUUCGACUGAUUUUCCCUGUAAGGAUUCUGAUUUCCGUGUUAUAUCAGAGAAAUUCCUGAGUCAUUGUGCAGGAACAGAUAACGUUCGAUCCUACCCUGAGAAUUUCAACGCCUCCACAGUCGAUGAACUUACAAAACAAUUAACCAAGAAGCUUCUCUGGAUCGAUUCAAAGGACAUGUGGUGCUGCAGCCUUGAGCCCGUCUGGGCUGACUUCUUCGGAGCUCGUGCUGUAGGUUCCAAUCGUCCAGUUCCCUUUCUGGAUGCCUUUCCAGUCACAAUCUGGCUACACCUCUCCCCUCCCGCCUCCCCCAGCCCCACAAAACCCAGUGGAACUGAUAUCCAUGGGUUAGCCUACAUCAGCAAUCUCAUCUCUGUCCAGUUGAAUCACUACCAGUAUCUGUUCCUCCUACGUCAGAUGGAAGUCCUAACGGAGAUGAGUACCUACCUCGUUGUGGACUCUAAUAGAAUUCUCAAUGUCGAGUCAGGCCCUCUGACGAUAGCUGCACUCAUUCCUCAGGUGGAAGUGACUCUCAUAAUGCCCUCGCAAACUCCAGGAAAGGAGAAUUCAGGUGGUGAUCUUGAGUCAGUUGUACCAGACUCAUCCAGCAUUGCAGAAGAUCUUCUCCCCUCCUCCCUUCCCCAUCAUAUUGCAACAGCUGCACGAAUGGAAUUUGGUUCAAAAAGAUUGAACACGUCCAACGACGUGGAAACUCCCCAGAGUGAAGUAUGUUCGAUGAUAUCAAUGGAACACACGACGCCACAAGUUGUGACAUUCAAGCAGGAGCGAAUCGAUGCAAUUCAAGAGCCUGAUUUCCCUAGGCUCAAACGUCAGCCCUCAGAGACAACUCCAUUUAUACCAAAUAAUUUCAAUGUUGGUCUGUCAUCUAUGAAAAAGGGAUUUGCUAAUUUAAUGACAUCGAUUGAUUCAGCUUUGAAAGCAUCUCCAGAGGAUGGAAGUAGUGAUACAGUGUCCAUGAGGAGUGACAUGAGCUCUGACAGUGAAAAUUAUCUUGUUGAGAAGCUGGAGGAGGGAGAUUCUUUCUUUGGUGGACUCAAUGCCACUGGAAUAACAGCGGUGGAAGAGGCUAUCGAGGUUGUUGAGGAAACACCCGAUACACAGAGUGAAAAAUCCAUGGAUUCUGCAUGCAAACGAAAGGAUCUUGUGUCAAUGAUAACGUUUAAACUGUCUAAAGUUGAAGUUGUCCAGCAGAGUUCGGGUUUUGAUUCGGUUGUGAAAGCUCAGGUGGCAAAAAUAACCAGUGAGGAAUGCUCGUCAAUACCCUGGGAUGAAUUCCAGUCGAAAUUUAGUUCUAGGUCAAGGGGUUGGGUCGAGGUCCCAUCGGAUGCUGAUUGUGGAGCGUGUGCCAGGGUCAGACUUGCUCAUGGGUUGAGGAAGGAAGAUGUUGAGAGAGUGGGGAGAAAGGGGGGCAGCCAUUUGCAAAGCAAGGAGGGACUGAUGGCUAUGUUCCAGGAUGAACUCAAAGCGAAGAUUAUGAAUGUUAAAUUGGCGCUGUCUAUGAGCUAUGUGGCUGGACUGACCGAUCUCGUGGAGGACGAGGUCAUUCCGGAUCCCCUACCUAUGAAGAUAUUUCUGGAGAACAUCUGUCUGCGAUUGAACGAGGACCGUCCCCCCAACAAUAUCACAUCACCAGGGCCCAUUCCAAUCGACGUAGUCAUCUCAAAUCUUCAGAUAUUGCGAGACAAAAAGGGAAUUUUUCGGGUUGAAACCCCGGCCGAUAAACGCUCCCUGGCGAGUUUGGCGAAUGGAAUUGGCAAGUGCACCAUCACUAGUGAAACAGAACAAGAGUUGAACUCAUUAAGACAGUCGUCACGACAGUUGAAAGGGGACAAUGAAGAGUUGAAACGACGUCUUACAGCCCUGGAAAGACUUUCAGAGGAGAAUUCUCGAUUGAGAAGAUCUCAUCAAGAACUGGAAAUUCUCAAAUCGAGUCUCAAUGCGGCUCAGGAUUAUAUCUCUGAAUUGUUGAAGGAGAAGCAGGCGUUACAGGACACUGCUGCUGUCCUCCAGAAACAGUUGACAAAAUCCAAUGAAUCAGCGAACAGUGGACGACCAUCGUGGUCCAUCAAGAGAUAGCAUACCAGUUGCUUCGACUGCUCAACUUGUUGCAGUGCUAAUAAAUCAUGAUAGAACAGAGGAAUGCAAAUAUUUCAAGGAAUUUAUUGUCUCUAAAUUCAAUUUUCGAAUACGUUUCUUGAGGUUACUCUCGAGGAGGAACAGAAGUUACAGUUGCAUUAGAAUUUCAGACUGAGUAGGUUUCUUCGACAUUCCUGGAAGUGAGAACGAAUGGGUGGAUAUUAUUUCGAUACUUCCCAAUGAAACAAAGGUACGUUUUAUUUUUUUAGAAAGGGGUAUCUCAGAAUUACUGAGAAAACUCAGUUAUCGGAAUUUCCCCAGAGAAAUCCAUCGAACUCAAGAGAAAUAAGGAAGAAAAGUAUUUCGUGAAUGUUGAUUAAUAAUUUUCAACUGAUUUAGUCGAUUUUUUAAAGUCAGGAUGGAUGAAAAUAUAUAUUUUAUUCUAUUUUGUUCAGUACUUUCAUAUUCGUAUGUAUAGACUUCGAUGACAAGAAAUGGAAAUACAGAUACCGAGGAAAGAAAUUGAGGGAGUGAGGGUAUUCCGGACGAGCAGAAUAAUUCAAAGGCCAACGAAGAUAUCUGUUUUGACGUUUGGAUCGGUACGCGCCGCAUGGAAUUAAUUUUCAAGCGCUUGCGUUUCCGUGCUUUUGACAGCUGCAUCGAUUCAAGGUGCAUGGGAAGAUCGUGAGGUUUGAGAAAGGAAAAUAAAUAAAAGACGUGCUGAAUUCUUUGGGGAUUUUACAUUUUCAAAUAUCACUUGCACAGGAUUUUAUCAAAGGUAGUGGAAUGGAUUGUCUCUAUUUCAUCUGAGCGUUCGCCAGAACAUUGAGGUAGAUGGUUUUUACGGGGAAUUCUGAUUUAUCUAUUUUCGAAAAUUCUAAUGUACUCUUGUUUUAAAAAUAAUAAUUAAGGACUCAUGUUUUAUUAGGAAGUAUCGGGUCGGUUUUAUCUCUUAAUGCAAUUGUUCGAAUUACUUUGUCGAGUCUCAUUGUAAAGAGUGAUUUGGCAACUUGGAAAGUGAGUGAUUUUAGGGAGAAGUUUCGGAAUAUUUUCCUUCCAAGGGAAGUUAUCCUAAGGACAAAUAUCCCGCCUAUUAGAAAGCUACAACAUGUUUGAAAAAAAUGACUCCAGGAUUUUUUUCCCAUGGAGUUACACAUCAUCUGACUAAUUUGAUAUUUAAUGAGAGUUGGAGGUUGUGAUGUUUCACGAUAUUAGUGCUCAUGUGAAUUGAUAUGAUUGUUUAUUUUUUUUCAUAAAACUUGAGAUAUUAUUUAUUUUGAGGAGAUUCAAGGGUGAAAAUGGAGAUAUCACAUAGCAGAAAGGAGAUUGUAGAAUGGAUUCCUUCGAAGAAAUUGAAAACAUCAAUAUUUUUCAAAAAAAUCACAAUUUAUGUGAUUGCAUUCAUGGAAUACUUGUAAUCAUAUUCGGACGAGGUAGCGGAACCUCACAUAAGUGAUUUGACACAUAUCUUCAGACUCUAGACAUCUCAAGAUCUAUUUUUUCUAUAAAAUCCACUGUCUUUUGGAAUGUCGCUCCCAUUCUGCUAGUGAUGGAAUUAUCUCCUGAACAAUUUGAAAUUAGAUGGAGUGAAAUCCUUUACAUCGAAAUUUUUCACAGCUACAAAAAGGAUUUUUUGAUAUUUUAUUCUGAAACCAUUCACUUUUGAGAUAAUUUCGUAAUCAAGAAUUCACACUUGAACGUCUUCAGAACAUGUUUUUAUGCUUACAUUAUCGAAUUUGUACAUUUUUUUUGUAAUCGAUGCCUUCCGUUAUGUUUUUUUAUUGUUGCUAUUCAAUUUUCAAAUUAGAGGGCUAAAGACUUUGAGUUCUUCCUCAUUUUUUAGAUUUUUAUUAAAUGUACUCAAAAUCAAAUUAUUUUGCGAAAAAUGGAAUAUUUUAAUUUUGGAACGAUGAUGAUAAUUUGAUUGAUCUUCAUCACUUCCUCUAUACAUGUAUAUACUAUAUAUUUAAAACUAAAUUCUUACGUAGUUGAGAGAAUAAUUCGUGAGUUUUGCUGGAAAUAUAUUAUCAAUGGUGUUAUCAAUGAAAAUCAAGAGUUACAAUGUAAUAAUUCAAUGACUGAAUUCUCUAAAAUCUGUCCAUAUAUCAACUUCAAUCCUCCUAUGUCAUACAAAUUUUGUUCCCAGUGUCUUCAGUUGACUCCAACAUUGGAAUUGUUCAAAUUGACGUCAGAAUAGUGCAAUAAGGUAUAUACAAUUAAUUUUUUUUAUCACUUGCUUUAAAAUAUUUUUAAAUUUUGUGUCGUAUUUUCAAUUGAAUUGUAAUUGAAACAAAGACAGAAAUGAGUGAAAAAAGAAAUUUUAUAUUAAAAAAGUGUCUCUACCUUUGUUGAGAUAUAUUCUGAAUAAAUUGAAAAUUGUUAAUUUUUAAAGUCAA